Lathyrus sativus (Indian pea) is the source of this 600-nucleotide messenger RNA. The record is from the annotation of a GenBank genome assembly. Lineage: Eukaryota; Viridiplantae; Streptophyta; Magnoliopsida; Fabales; Fabaceae.
AUGCGUAUAGAGGAAUUGAAAGGAGGUGAGGUUGAAGAAGGUGGAGAGGAAGGGAAAUGGAGCUUUGUUGGUUCUGAUAUGAAGAGGGUUUUGGUUGGAGCAGGCGCUCGAGCGCUAUUCUAUCCCACGCUUGUUUAUAAUGUUGUUAGGAAUAGGCUUCAGGCUGAGUUUCGAUGGUGGGAUAAGGUUGAUGAGUUUGUAUUGUUAGGCGCGGUUCCAUUUCCUAUUGAUGUUCCUCGCUUGAAAGAUCUUGGUGUUCGUGGGGUCAUCACAUUGAAUGAGCCAUAUGAGACUUUAGUUCCAACCAUAUUAUAUCAUGCUCAUGGGAUUGAUCAUCUGGUGAUUCCUACUAGAGAUUACUGUUUUGCUCUACCACUAAAUGACAUAUGCCGCACUGUUGGUUUCAUACAUAAAAAUGCAUUGUCUGGACGAACUACCUAUGUCCACUGCAAAGCUGGACGGGGUCGCAGCACAACUAUUGUUAUUUGUUAUCUGAUGCAGUAUUUUAACUGCAAAUAUCUCCCGAAGAUAUUCAGUGGGUACCUGAGGAUCUUGGAAUUAAUCAUCGUGGGGGUUUUGGGGGAUCUGGUCAUGGGAUGA